GGGAUAAUGCCGAAGUCCUUAAGCAGCCGGUGUAAAGAGCUUGUAGCAUCUCUUAUCAAUUAUUCUGAAAAGGAAUGUGAUGGACCAUUGAAAUCAGUUAGGGAGGUCCUGUACAAUGGAGUUACAUCCAGCACCAAAGAAUCAUCGGAAAUAAGAAAUGGCUUUGUACAGAUUUGCAUUGCUAAAAAUAAAUCAUCAGAUGCAGUAUCUACAGCCUUCAUGGGUAUUAAAUUGUGA
Messenger RNA from Acanthoscelides obtectus, 237 nucleotides. NCBI's taxonomy places the organism in Eukaryota, Metazoa, Arthropoda, Insecta, Coleoptera, Chrysomelidae. The record is from the annotation of a GenBank genome assembly.